This is a messenger RNA of Enhydra lutris kenyoni (northern sea otter), 3628 nucleotides long. Its product is annotated as sestrin 2. The record is from RefSeq and is a predicted model, not a curated record. Gene Ontology annotation, molecular function: oxidoreductase activity, acting on peroxide as acceptor; L-leucine binding. The transcript has 10 exons. NCBI's taxonomy places the organism in Eukaryota, Metazoa, Chordata, Mammalia, Carnivora, Mustelidae. Gene Ontology annotation, biological process: positive regulation of macroautophagy; regulation of response to reactive oxygen species; negative regulation of TORC1 signaling. The coding region runs from base 398 to 1843 and encodes 481 amino acids. Gene Ontology annotation, cellular component: nucleus.
CCCGGGGACCGCAGCAGGCUGAGCGGCGCUGCUAGUGUCAGAGCCGGGCGAGCGCUGGCAGUUCCGCGGCGGGGAUGCUGAAGAGCGCUGGUUUGGCGAGCAGCCGUGGCCACUGCGGACUUCCGAGGCACUCCGGGCCGUGAAAACCCCUGGGCCGAGGCCAAUCCCAGGCUCCCGAGGCCAUUCACCGUUCUAGAAGCCGGCCGAGGGGAGAGUCCGGCGGAGAAGCUGCUGUCCGGAUUCUGGGCUUUCGGAGUGUUCUGGAACCCCGAGAGACACCCCGGGGCUCUAGAACCUCCCCAGCGGCCCCCAGUCCCCGCUUCCUGUGUGCGUCCGUCCCAAACCCCCUCGGGUGCACGGGUCACCGGCGAGCAGUGGCCGGAUCCUGGCACACACCAUGAUCGUUGCAGACUCCGAGUGCCGCGCAGAGCUGAAAGGCUACCUGCCGUUCGCCCCGGGCGGCGGCGGCGGCGGCCCCGGGGCCGGAGAGGAGCAGAGGGAAAGCCGGGCUCGGCGAGGCCCCCGAGGGCCCAGUGCCUUCAUCCCGGUAGAGGAGGUCCUUCAGGAGGGACCAGAGAGCCUGGAGCAGCACCUGAGGCUUGAGGCACUGAUGUCCUCGGGGCGGGUGGACAACCUGGCUGUGGUGAUGGGCCUGCACCCUGACUACCUUACCUGCUUCUGGCGCCUGCACUACCUCUUGCUACACACAGAUGGGCCCCUCGCCAGCUCCUGGCGCCACUACAUUGCCAUCAUGGCUGCCGCCCGCCACCAGUGUUCCUACCUGGUGGGUUCCCACAUGGCCGAGUUUCUGCAGACUGGCGGUGACCCUGAGUGGCUGCUUGGUCUCCACCGGGCCCCUGAGAAGCUACGCAAGCUCAGUGAGAUCAACAAGUUGCUGGCACACCGGCCGUGGCUCAUCACCAAGGAGCACAUCCAGGCCUUGCUGAAGACAGGCGAGCACAGCUGGUCUCUGGCCGAGCUCAUCCAGGCCCUGGUCCUGCUCACCCACUGCCACUCACUGGCCUCCUUCGUGUUUGGCUGUGGCAUCCUCCCUGAGGGGGACUCCGAAGGCAGCCCUGCCCCCCAGGCACCUUCACCCCCCAGUGAGCAGAGCAGCCCCCCCAGCAGGGACCCACUGAACAGCUCUGGGGGCUUUGAGGCUGCCCGGGACGUGGAAGCUUUGAUGGAACGCAUGAGGCAGCUGCAGGAGAGCCUAUUACGGGAUGAGGGAGCAUCCCAGGAGGAGAUGGAGAGCCGCUUUGAGCUGGAGAAGUCAGAGAGCCUUCUGGUGACUCCCUCAGCUGACUUCCUGGAGCCCUCUCCACACCCAGACAUGCUGUGCUUUGUGGAGGACCCCACGUUUGGAUAUGAGGACUUCACCCGGCGAGGGGCUGAGGCGCCCCCCACCUUCCGUGCCCAGGAUUACACCUGGGAAGACCACGGCUAUUCAUUGAUCCAGCGGCUUUACCCGGAGGGUGGGCAGCUGCUGGAUGAGAAGUUCCAGGCAGCCUACAGCCUCACCUACAACACCAUCGCCAUGCACAGCGGGGUGGACACGUCCGUGCUCCGCAGGGCCAUCUGGAAUUACAUCCACUGUGUGUUUGGUAUCAGAUAUGAUGACUAUGACUACGGGGAGGUAAACCAGCUCCUGGAACGGAACCUCAAGGUCUAUAUCAAGACUGUGGCCUGCUACCCCGAGAAGACCACGCGAAGAAUGUACAACCUCUUCUGGAGACACUUCCGCCACUCAGAGAAGGUCCACGUGAACUUGCUGCUCCUGGAGGCCCGCAUGCAGGCCGCCCUGCUCUACGCCCUCCGUGCCAUCACCCGCUACAUGACCUGACUGCGAGCAGGAUCUGCGCCCCGAGCAGCUGCCCCUGGGGGCAUCCUCCUCCCUGCAAGGACUUCUCUGUCUGGAGAUGGACCUGAUCCCUCUCUGUCCCAGGCCCUCCCACCCCACUCUGGAGGUGGGCCUGUGUGCAACAUGCAGCCCCUGAGCCGUACCCUCCCUUUCUCUCACUGGAAUGGACAGGAUCGUUGCACUGACUCUGGGAUCACAGUUCUACCCCUGGGAGCUGGAAGGGGACUAGCAGAUCCCCAGGGACCAUGCCCUCCGUCCUGCCCCUGACCUCAGAGGCAGAAGGCUCAGGAAGGGAAAUGAGCUGAGCUCAGAUGCAUGUACCCAGCAGUCUGGGCCGCAGGCAUCACCAGUCCUGUGGCCUUCCUGGCCUGGGAAGUCUCUGGCUGGGCCAAAGAGGAGAGGGACAAGUACCUCCAGGGACUGACACUCCAAGCAGCUUUGCCUUUCCUCCUCCUCCCUUGCUCCCAGAUCUCGAAACCUCUCCCUUGCCGUUCACCCAUCAAUGUGAAAGUCAGUGUCACAGCGGGACUGUGUGUUCCGCUCCCCAAAAGCCUGUUCUGACAGGCAGUCUGAACACCCCUUUUCCUGGGUGGCCCUAACCCUGGUUUAGCACCUUUGACCUUUGACCUCCCCUUCACCCUCUUACCCAUUUCCCCCCUGCCUGCUGGUAGGAGGCCCCAGAAGAGAGACCAAGCCCCUCAAAAAAGUAGAUUAUCUCUAGAGAGUUUGGGGUGUCUAUGUGUCCCUUUGCCUUCCGAAGAGAAGGGAGUAUUACCAGUGCCCUAUUUCUGGUUCUUUCUUGGGGAGGUUCUUCGGGACCUCACCUCGAUAGCCACAGUCAAUGCCUGAGAGGAGGACAGGAAGAAAUCUGUUCUCCCCAGAACUGCGCCAGCCCUGCAGAGACUGGCUCCCCACUCUCCUGUCUCCCACAGCGCUGCCACAGACCUUGUCCACCAAGUGAGCCUUUCUGGGUGGCUUCAGAGUCAGAGUCAGGAGACCCCAAGGUUCUUGUCUGGGUCCUGCCCAAACUGGCCAGCUGACCGUGGCUACGUUGCCAAACCUCUUCGACCUCUGCAUAGAUAGUUGCAAACGGGGGGCCGGGACUCUCUGUGAUGUCUGAGUCUACUCUGGGCUGCUCAGGCCAACCUGCCAGCUGAAACUGUAAAUCUUGCAGAAUCUCAAGAGGCCUCUGGGGAUAGCCCGGCCUUGCAGGCAGUCUCUCCCAGCUGCCUUCCUAGGACAAACCCCCCACCCCAUCCCCCAUCCCCGUUUCCAUCCCUGCCUUGAUUUUAGGUGGAUUGCUUGGAGGCAGAAGCAGCCAAGGACCGAUCCCAGGCACUUUUCUGUAGCAAAUAAGCUGUGAAUGAUGACGUCCCUUGCCCCUCUUCUGACAGUAUGUGCCUCCUCUCUGCCCAGUGGGGAGGUGACUGAAGAAAGGCAGGGGACAUGCUGCUGCUGCUUCUGACCCUCCUCUCUGGAGAGGGGUAGGAGAGGAGCCUGGUCAGUGUGCCACAUUUCACACCCAUGCAGGCAUGGGGAAGCAACCGGCACCCCCUGUGGGCCUCAGAGCCCUCCCUGCAGUGAACCUGGGCAGGAGGGAAGAGGCCCCAGCAUUGGGGUUUGGAGUCUAGAAGGGACAUGAUAACUCUGUAAAUGUCCCCCGGGGUGGGUCGGGAGGGGGAUCUAGUGUUCAAGUGCAGAAAUCUUUGGCUUUGCUACCAGUUCUGUAUGAUGAAAAAUAAAAGUUCACCAAGGUUUUGUUUUGUA